This is a messenger RNA of Quercus robur (English oak), 1648 nucleotides long. RefSeq names its product ABSCISIC ACID-INSENSITIVE 5-like protein 2. Gene Ontology annotation, biological process: positive regulation of DNA-templated transcription. The record is from RefSeq and is a predicted model, not a curated record. Gene Ontology annotation, cellular component: nucleus. The coding region runs from base 407 to 1369 and encodes 320 amino acids. NCBI's taxonomy places the organism in Eukaryota, Viridiplantae, Streptophyta, Magnoliopsida, Fagales, Fagaceae. The transcript is spliced from 4 exons. Gene Ontology annotation, molecular function: DNA-binding transcription factor activity.
UGGGCAAUUUUUUUCGUUUUUCUCUCUCUCUCGUACACUAAAACAUACGCGGAUACACCCACCUGGGAUUGUCCCUCUCUGCAAGCGAAGACAUUGUACAAACACAUACCAUAUUGUACACAUGCUGCUGAUGAUUUCCACUUCAAAAGUGUGAAUACAAAAUUCUCAGACCCCAAAAGCACAAUUUUUUUUAACGCAAGAAAAAAACAACGACUCCCUUUUCUGUAUCUCAAUCCCCUUCUUAGUAACAACACAGAAAAAAAGAUUCAGAUCAAGUUUCUUAUAACUUGAAUGUAAUUGAAGAUCGGUUCAGCAGGUUUUAGAUUAAAAUUUUAGAGUUUUAUGGCUGUUGCUUUAGAAAAUUGAUUUCGGGAUUGGAAUGAAUAAAUGAAUUGAGGUUUGAUUAAUGGGGGUUGAGACAAUGGGGUCUCAGGGUGGUGGUGAUAGUAGUGUCAAGCAGUUGCAAUUCCAGCCAUUGGCACGGCAAAAUUCAAUGUACAGUCUUACACUUGAUGAGGUUCAAAAUCAGUUAGGUGACUUGGGGAAGCCACUUAGCAGCAUGAACCUUGAUGAGCUUCUAAAAAAUGUAUGGACUGCUGAGGCCAACCAGUCCACAGGUUUGGACAUUGAGGACACAGCACAGGCCAAUCAAACUGCCCUGCAGCGUCAGGCUAGCCUGUCAUUAACAAGUGCACUGAGCAAGAAGACGGUUGAUGAGGUUUGGAGAGAUAUUCAGCAAAGCAAAAAUAAUCAAGAAAAGAAGUCUCGGGAACGGCAGCCUACAUUAGGAGAGAUGACUUUGGAGGAUUUCUUGGUGAAAGCAGGAGUUGUGGCUCAAACAUCUUCGGAUAAAAAAGGUGCUGGUCCUGUUGGAAUUGAUCAGAGUGUAGUGCCACAGUUUUCACAGCAAGGUCAGUGGAUGCAGUAUCCACAAUCACAAUAUCAGCAUCCUCAACAAAGUAUGAUGGGGGUAUAUAUGCCAGGCCAGCCUAUAUCACAGCCACUGCAUAUGGGGGCUGGUGCUGUGAUGGAUGUUCCAUAUCCCGACAAUCAGAUGGCAUUAACUUCACCUUUGAUGGGUGCAUUGUCAGACACACAGAUGCCUGGGAGGAAAAGAGGCGCCCCAGAGGACAUGAUUGAGAAGACUGUUGAGAGAAGGCAGAAGAGGAUGAUCAAGAACCGUGAAUCUGCUGCCCGCUCACGAGCCAGGAAGCAGGCUUACACGAAUGAACUAGAGAACAAAGUUUCACGUCUGGAAGAAGAGAAUGAAAGGCUUCGGAAACGGAAGGAGCUGGAGCAAAUGUUGCCAAUUGUGCCCCCUCCAGAGCCGAGGUAUCAGCUUCGUAGAACAACGUCAGCUCCAUUCUGACAUGUAUUUCUGUAUGUGGAAGCUCUGUAGAUAUGAAACAUAUGGGGAAGCUCCUUUUUAGUUUGUUUAUUUAGGUGGAUGUAAGCAAAGCUGUCUCUUGAUACGUCUCUCUCACUGAAUGAGUUGUCUGUUGCAAUGCAGUCCAUGGUUUGCUUCAGCCUACAAUGUGAUGUUGUUGUAUCUAUUUCUCUGUGAAAUUAUGUGUUAUAAUUUUAAUUUUUUUCAAACUGUUGUACUCUUUCACUAAUGAGUUUCUACAGAUGUUUAUGCUCAGUGCUA